CACAUGCCCAUGUACUUCUUCCUCCGGGUCCUGUCCUUCCUGGAUAUUUCCACAGCAUCGAUCGUUGUUCCCAAGAUGCUGGUAAACUUCUUGUCAGAGGACAGGAGCAUUUCCUACAUGGGCUGUGCCACACAGCUCUACUUUGUGAUUUUCUUAGGAGCUACAGAAUGCUACCUUUUAGCAGCCAUGGCCUAUGACCGUUAUGUGGCCGUAUGCCACCCCCUUAGGUAUGCAAUCAUCAUGAACAACAGAAUUCGUCUUUCCUUGGUGCUGCUGUCAUGCUGCACUGGUAAUGUUGUGUCUGUGGUGCAGACAGCUUGGGUGUUCACAUUGCCAUUUUGUGGGCCCAAGAAGGUUAACUACUUCUUCUGCGAUAUUCCCCCCCUCAUCAUGCUCUCCUGCACUGACACCUCUUCAUAUGAAAAGCAGAUCAUUACAGCCACAGUGCUGGUCAUCUUUACACCGUUUUGUCUCAUCCUGGUAUCCUAUGCCUCCAUCAUCUCCAGCAUCCUGAAGAUUUCCUCUGCAGAGGGCAGACACAAGACCUUCUCCACCUGUUCC
This is a messenger RNA of Phaethon lepturus (White-tailed tropicbird), 561 nucleotides long. Its product is annotated as olfactory receptor 10A5-like. The annotation marks the transcript as partial. NCBI's taxonomy places the organism in Eukaryota, Metazoa, Chordata, Aves, Phaethontiformes, Phaethontidae. Gene Ontology annotation, molecular function: olfactory receptor activity; G protein-coupled receptor activity. Gene Ontology annotation, cellular component: membrane. The record is from RefSeq and is a predicted model, not a curated record. The transcript has a single exon. Gene Ontology annotation, biological process: G protein-coupled receptor signaling pathway.